CGCUGGAAGCUCAGUUGACCAGCGUCGCAACCGAGCGAUGCGCCUCCAGUACAGCCUUUAGUUUGUUAGGGAUUUCUGAAGCGAGCCUCAGUCUAAUGUUGCAUAUCUAAACUCUGACCACUCGAAAGAGACGUUUUUUUUUCUUGAACGAUCCCGUGUGGGAGGAUUUAAAGAGACAGAUUUCUUUUAUUUUGAAAAGCCAUAGACACUUGAUGAGUCAAUCGAAGAUGGAAGGAGUCCCAUCGCACAUAGUCGCCUGAUUUUGGUCAUUUGUAUCCUCAGUUAGUGUCAGGUGGAGGCUCCACAGCAUCUUCAGACUGCAGGGAGAAGCGGAGGCUGUUUGACCACAGGCGACAUAAGGCACUGACAGCAGCCAUGGUGUCGCUGGACGAGCCGCUGGACCUGAAGCUCCCCUCAGGACGGGCAGGGGGUCCCGUGAGGCUGGGGAAGAGGACCUGCGCCUCCUCCAUCUGCGCUCCCCUCAGCUCCCCUCGACCCCGUCUGCUGGGCACCUCCUUCCCUUCGCCGCCCUCCUCCCCAGAUUCUGUCCUGUCCUCCUGCCACGAACGACCCGGGUCCUGCUUCACCCCUCCAGCCAUAGACCUGAGCCUGUCUCCCUCCUCCCGCCACGCCUCCUCCUCGUCCCCAUCGCCCUCCUCCACCUCCUGCCCCUCCCCUUGCUCCCCCCUGGGGUCUCCUCAGCCACAGCGCUUCUCUCGGGAAGCAGUCCGUCAUCGAGGUGUGGAGGCCUCUGCGUAUCCCUUCUAUCUGCCCGUUGGAAGUCCGUCCAGGGGCUACGGCUUCCCUUCCUCCAUGAUCUUUGGCCAGAACAGAGACAAGCCGCUGUCCCCAGAGCCCUCGCUGGACGGUCAGCUGGCCUGUCGCUGGAUGAAGUGCCACCUGCUGUUCGAUUCGCUGCAGGACCUGGUGGAUCACAUCAACGACUUCCACGUGAAGCCUGAAAAAGAUUGUGGCUACUGUUGCCAGUGGGAGGGCUGUGCUCGAAACGGGAGAGGCUUUAACGCCAGGUAUAAAAUGCUGAUUCACAUCCGCACACACACCAACGAGAAGCCGCACCACUGCCCCACCUGUAACAAAAGCUUCUCUCGUCUGGAGAACCUGAAGAUUCACACGCGCUCACACACAGGAGAGAAACCCUACAUCUGUCCAUACGAGGGCUGCAGCAAACGCUACUCCAACUCCAGCGACCGCUUCAAGCACACACGCACCCACUAUGUGGACAAGCCUUACUACUGCAAAAUGACCGGCUGCCUGAAGCGCUACACAGACCCCAGCUCGCUGCGCAAGCACAUCAAGGCCCACGGGCACUUUGUCUCGCAGGAACAGGCGCCCCCGAGCAGGCUGGGCCACCAGAGCCCCACCGAGCCGCCCUCCGCAGGCGGAGCCCACAUCGUGGUUCCGGGGGCGACUGCGGCUCUCCUGGGGGGUCUCGGGACCGCUUUGCCCCUGUCGGCUUUCUGCCACGCCAGGGCCUUGGCUCACCAGAACCCUCUGUUCUCCAUCGGGGGAGGCGGCCGCAUGGGGCCCAUGGGCCUCACAGACGCGCCGCUGUUACACUUUGGACUCUCAGCGGCGUCUGUGUUGGGGCUGGGGUCUCUGGGUCUCGGGCAGAUAGCGGAGACGAAGGCGGGGGGCGCGGACGUGGAGGAGGAGGAGGAGGGCGAGGUGCUGAACCUGUCGGCGGUCGUGGGGCACAGGAGCGACCCCUACUCCUGGGUGGUGGUUCCUCCGAGGGCGCUCCUCCUCAAGCCUGCUGUUGUGAGCUAGGACCGCAGCAGCAGCCAGUGUGCGUGCGCGUGUGUGUGUUUCUUUACUGCGUUGGUAUUCGCCUGGAGCGCGUGUUUGUCUGUUUUUGAGGGAUGAAUCUACGGGGCUUCGGAAGCACUGAAACUGAGACAGAGACUCUGUGUCUGAUGCAAGAACCUGAACUAAGACCAUUGGACCUGUUUUUCCAGUGCGGUUCCUCCAACUGUCUCAGGGUGUAUACAUCCAACCUAUAGUUUGCUUUGGCCUUGUACAGGGCAAUCUGUAAACGCUUUGAUAAAAGCAGGGUUUUAUAGUUAUAUACGUGGUGUUGCUCUCGGCCGUCACGUGGUUUUAUUAUGUUUGCUAACAUGAUAACAUGAUAACUUUUAACCAUCAGCACGUUAGCGCUGUCAUUACGUUGGGCUCCAACGUGUUCAUCCACGGCUCCACGGCCGAUUAGAAUUUAGAACAGGUGCGUUAGGUAUUUUGUAGUUUUUAUAUGUGACAACCCCUACUCGCUGCCUCCACUGAGUCCCAUGGUGCAUUCGUAAACGUGGGGAAGAGCAGGACGACAGGGUGCAAUGGAAAUAGCAGACAUUUAGUGACAGAACCAAGGAAGACUCUGCGUUACGGACUAUCGCACCUUCUGCUUCUUACAUAAUAACUGAUGGAAUACUUGAUACUACUACAAUGGAUUAGGUUUGAUUGAUAUGUUAAUAGGAAGGUCUACACACACAGCAAAAAAACCAAACAAACCCUAAUAAUCCUUCCUCUAAGUUUUGAUAAUGCUGACAGUGUUCUCAGCAGUUGGUUUUAGUCACGGCCAGAACGCAACCACACAGAGCUACGUUUGUUUGACCAUGUGAUUCUUCACAAGUGAAUGAAAGACAAAAACUGUGUUGACGUAACUGAAUGUACAUUUGUGGGUAUUAACACCUUUGCCCUCAGUUUGCCUUCAGCAGUAUAUGUAUAUGUAUUUGUUUGCCUAACUAAUAAUUCCACGACAGUGAUCUAAAACAAGAUCAGCCCUUACUUUUAGAAAGGAACAGGUGAUAAGAGCAACUAAGAACCAGGUGGACAAAGGUGUGUAUUAAGUACACAUUCGCUCAGUAAAACAGCAAGUACUACACAAGUAAAAGAAGCAAAGCCAAAGUUUUAACAGUAUUUUUCAAGUAUUUUAAGGUGACAAUGGCUGAAUUUGGCCAGAAUCUGCGUUGUUUUAUCUUGUAGUCAUUUGCACAUCGUUUCAUCCUAAGGGAUAUUUGAAUAUUUGAGUCAAGUGCCUUGUGUUUUAAUUGAAGUAUAUCACGCAGUAUAUAAAAAUAUUUACGCAAAAGUGCAAAAAUGUACAUUUUAGAAACUGCAUUUAAUAACUUGACAGCAGAAAUGAUUGAUACGCCAGCAAGUCACAUGUGUAAGUGACUAUGACAGUGACUCAGUGUCAAUAAACGCAUUUUAAAUAAAUCA
Messenger RNA from Betta splendens (Siamese fighting fish), 3234 nucleotides. Its product is annotated as zinc finger protein GLIS2-like. The transcript has 7 exons. Lineage: Eukaryota; Metazoa; Chordata; Actinopteri; Anabantiformes; Osphronemidae. The record is from RefSeq and is a predicted model, not a curated record. Gene Ontology annotation, cellular component: nucleus. Gene Ontology annotation, biological process: regulation of transcription by RNA polymerase II; smoothened signaling pathway. Gene Ontology annotation, molecular function: RNA polymerase II cis-regulatory region sequence-specific DNA binding; DNA-binding transcription factor activity, RNA polymerase II-specific. The coding region runs from base 376 to 1788 and encodes 470 amino acids.